UGAGUACAGUUUCAAAAUUUAUAUCAUAUCUAUUAAUCUUGUUUUUUUUUUAUAAAAAAAAAAGGGUGACAUUAUUACCUGUUCUGGUCAUGUUAUACGAGUUUGGACAAUAAACGGCGAUCUUUAUUUAACCAAAUCAGCGUGUCCAAGUUCAGAAUCAAUUUUGUCAUGCAUGUUUUAUAAGCGCAAGUUGACAGAAUGGAAUAGCAGAGACUUAAUCAUUACUGGCCAUAGAAGAGGUCUAGUCAAAUUUUGGUUAAAAGAGGUUGAAAUUGAUCCCAAAUCAGGUCAUCACAAAUGGUCUUUAAAGUUGGUUCAUCAAAUUCGUCACAGUAGUCGCGUUGAUAACAGCCUCGACGAUUCAGAUAUUGUAGCAUUAACAAUAUCAGGCUCGAAGAAAACAUUAUUUACGGGCAGCAGAAAUGGUCAAGUUUAUACAUUUGUUUUACCCGAUACAUCCGAUUCGUAUCAUUUGUUAAGAGAAGAUAAGUUUAGGGAAUGUAUGACCUGUAAAAGACCCUUUUCUGUUUUGGAGAGAAAAAACAACUGUCGCACAUGUGGAGGAAUAUACUGCUCUAGCUGUAUGUCCAAUACAUCCUUUCCUUGCCCAGAUAAAUCCGCUAAAUUCUGUAAAUUGUGUUCGGAACAUCUUUUAGCAAUUUGCAUCAAACACUAGUGUAAAAAUUUUAUGUACAUGUAACAAAUUCCAACAUUUCGCUUCAACUUUAUUUUCAUUACCCGUGUACACUUAGUCAUUUUAUCUUUUAGUCCAAAUAUGAAAAUUAUUUAUUAACAGCCAGUUUCACUUGUGAAGCUCUUUCUUUAUGUUAAAUUAAAAUCGUCUUUAUUUAUAUGACGUCUUGCCCGACGGAUUAUUUUAACAAACAAA
Molecule: messenger RNA, 889 nt
Organism: Mucor mucedo
Lineage: Eukaryota; Fungi; Mucoromycota; Mucoromycetes; Mucorales; Mucoraceae
Exons: 3
Coding region: 173-676 (167 amino acids)
Molecular function (GO): protein binding; metal ion binding
Source: RefSeq, a predicted model, not a curated record